Hibiscus syriacus is the source of this 808-nucleotide messenger RNA. Its product is annotated as wound-induced protein 1-like. The record is from RefSeq and is a predicted model, not a curated record. Bases 256 to 609 code for a protein of 117 amino acids. The transcript is spliced from 2 exons. Lineage: Eukaryota; Viridiplantae; Streptophyta; Magnoliopsida; Malvales; Malvaceae.
AAUCCUCACCAGUUCUCUCUGGUUAUAUCCAUUUCUCUCUAGAAAUCUCCGCCUACAAUCCAUUUGAUCUUUCGUGUUCCCUUCCGAGAUCUGGCUAACACUCAGGAUAAAGCUGUGGAGGAAACCAACAAGAACCAAGCGGUGGUUCUUGCCCUCUAUGAGGCCUUAAACACUCGAGACGUAAACACCGUUCACAAAAUCCUCGCCGCCGAACUCGAAUGGUGGUUCCACGGUCCCACUACUCACCAGUUUUUGAUGCCCCUUCUCACCGGAGCUUCAUCAGACGACUCUUUCCGAUUCGAGUUUGAUCCCCUUUCACUCACCACCUUCGGAUCCACCGUCAUCGUCGAAGGCUGCGAUCACAGCCGUUCAAUCUCCUGGGUUCACGCCUGGACCGUAACGGAUGGGAUAAUCACCCAAGUGAGGGAGUAUCUGAACACUUCUCUCACCGUUACCAGACUCGGAAACUCUAGUCAAUCUCCGCCGUCCGACUACAACAAUCCACCGUCGACGGCUGAGAUUACCUCGGUGCAUUGCACUUCCGUCUGGGAGAGCAGCUUUUCCAACAGGGUUGGAAAGUCCGUGCCGGGUCUUGUCCUGGCAAUUUAGUCAUUUCACUAUCUUCCUCUCUGAUCAGGUGCAGCCGUGAGUAGGAUAAUAUAAUAUAAAUAAGAACGAUUACGACAGAGAGAUCAGAGAUGUGAGUUCCUUGGUAGGGUUGGGACCCUUUUAUUUCCACUUCAGUUUGCUGUAGGGUCUGUUUCAUUUGGUGUGUUUGCGUUUUCUAUCCAAUGUAUUUACCAGUGUG